Messenger RNA from Artibeus jamaicensis (Jamaican fruit-eating bat), 9364 nucleotides. RefSeq names its product low density lipoprotein receptor class A domain containing 4 (gene LDLRAD4). Gene Ontology annotation, biological process: negative regulation of transforming growth factor beta receptor signaling pathway. Gene Ontology annotation, cellular component: Golgi membrane; early endosome membrane. NCBI's taxonomy places the organism in Eukaryota, Metazoa, Chordata, Mammalia, Chiroptera, Phyllostomidae. The coding region runs from base 1472 to 2392 and encodes 306 amino acids. The transcript has 15 exons. Gene Ontology annotation, molecular function: R-SMAD binding. The record is from RefSeq and is a predicted model, not a curated record.
UCUCCUCUACCCUCUGCCCGGAGGCUACGGGCGGGGCGGGACUAGGAGGCGAGAGCGUCUGGCCCUUCCUGUCCAGCGUGCCACCCGCGACCAGCCGGGGUUCCCGUGCGAGCCAAGGAGGCACAGCCGCCUCUGCCAGACAGGGUGCGAGUCACCGGGAAAGUGAAAGGGGGGCGAGGAACGUGGGGGAGGCCCGGGUGUAAGCUCUAGGCUCUUAAAGAGACCCGGGGCGCCGUGCCCCACGUUGUGGUGGCCCUGCACCCGGCGCCCCUCCCCAGCGGUCCGCCAGGCCCAGUGGCCCCACGAGCCGCGCUGGGGGCGGGCUCCAGCUCUGCUCUAGGAGGGCUGCGGCAGAUAGGACGCAGGGCCUGGACUACUCCAGUGAUGUUAAGAUCAGGAAUUCGAAGACAGUUUGACACUUACCUGGAAGUGUAACUCAUGUUCUAGACAUCUGACCGUGAUUUUAUUCUAUGUAUUAGGUACGGUGGUAGCAUGCUAUGGACAACACAGACCAGGGAUAAAGUCAAGACCUUUGAAGGACUCAGAUCCAUCAACAGCCCUGAAUGUGGUGACAGGAAGUUUGUGUGAAUCUAAAUCUGUUUCCUUCCUCUGAAAACAUCCUCCUAUAUUUGAGCAGUUCAAGCUCUACAUUUGUAACAUCAAACUGCUGUCUCUUAUAAGACCAUUUCAAGGACUAACAUUGGUUUUCAUAUAGCUUAAAGACUUGAACCCUGAAUCGGAGCCAGCCUCAGUGGGUGACAGUCAAUGAAAGUGCCAGCAGGGUGCCAGGAGCAACAUGCUUUGCCUCAGUCUGCCUACCACCAGCUUUCCAUCUGAGAGUGCUGGGACCUGCUGCUGACUGUAAAAUGGGAACUUGGCUAUGCUCCAGAAAGAAAGGUAAUAUCAUCCAGUGGCUCAAAAAGAAAAUCUGUCAUCAAAAGCUGAGUAGAUUUGUGGGAGACUCGGGGUGAAAGGUAGAUAGAGAAGAUGGUGGUGUUUCCCAAUGAUGUUUUCCAUUGACUUUGUUUCCUUUGAAGAAGACAAUGCAAGGGAAGAGGUAAAGCACAAAGAGCAGCAGAUCAGACCGUACCAAGCUCCAUAGGAGCAGCUGAGAGCUGUGAAGCAUGGUGGUUGCCGAGCUGCUGAGGAGGCCCUUGCUCUAAGGUGGGAAAGCAGGUCUUAGCAGCACAGCUUCCAUCACUCCCUGCUCACCAUGGACUCUACCCUCUGGCUGGAUGGCUGACAUGACCGUGUGCCCUAAUUGUGCAUGCUGCUGGACUGGGUGCCAUCCCAGGGACUGCCUGCUCUGUGGGAGCAGGGCAGGUGGGCAUCAGAUGCUGCCAAAAGCUGGAUGGGACAAAGAAAUGGACUCCAACAAGCUAAGAUGGAAGUGACCUGAGGCUUCACCCAGGCAGUUUCCUCUUGACAGGACAGCUUGAGUCAGAGCACACAGGCUUGCCUGGGGAGCAGUAUGCAGGAAGCUGGUUUUCAGGCCACAAAUGCUUUUGCAGAGUGCAAAUUCACCUGCACCAGCGGUAAAUGCUUGUAUUUUGGUUCAUUGGUCUGUAACCAACAGAACGACUGUGGGGACAACAGUGAUGAAGAAAACUGUCUCCUGGUGACUGAACAUCCACCUCCAGGCAUCUUCAACUCGGAGCUGGAGUUUGCCCAGAUCAUCAUUAUCAUUGUGGUGGUUACAGUGAUGGUUGUGGUCAUUGUCUGCCUGCUGAAUCACUACAAAGUGUCCACACGAUCUUUCAUCAACCGCCCGAGUCAAAGCAGGAGGCAAGAGAACAGGAUGCAGCAGGAAGGGUGCUUGUGGCCUUCAGACAGCUCCGAUCCUCAGCCAGGUGCCUCAGAGAUCAUGUACCCAUCUCGGUCUAGAGACAGGUUUGCUGCCCCAUCCUUUAUUCAGAGAGACCAGUUCAGUCGCUUUCAGCCCACCUACCCCUAUGUGCAGCAUGAGAUUGACCUUCCUCCCACCAUCUCCCUGUCUGAUGGGGAGGAGCCACCUCCUUACCAGGGGCCCUGUACCCUGCAGCUCAGGGACCCUGAACAGCAGAUGGAACUCAACCGAGAAUCUGUGAGGGCCCCACCCAACCGAACUAUAUUUGAUAGUGAUUUGAUAGACAUUUCUGUGUACAAUGGGGGCCCGUGCCCACCCAGCAGCAAUUCGGGAAUUAGUGCCACCACCUGCAGCAGUAACAGGAGGAUGGAGGGGCCACCUCCAACGUACAGUGAGGUGAUGGGCCACUACCCAGGAGCUUCUUUCUUCCAUCACCAGCAUGGCAACACACAAAGAGGGAGCAGACUGCCAUUUCAACAGGACAGCUCUGGAAGCACAAUGGUGCCCAUCCAGGGCAAAGACAGGAAGCCUGGGAAUCUUGUCUGACCCUCCAACAUUCACUUGAAUUAAGAAGAAACCAAGGAGGGAGGAGGGAGGAGGUCUGCACAGCUCCUCUGCUCCUGGGCACAGUGUUGUUGAGUUUUAUGUGCUACAACUAAGGAAAACCAAAUGGGCAAACGUGGUCCUUGUUUCUGAUUCCUUUCAGGGGAAUUGCAUGCAAACUAGACUGAAAUGAUACAAACUUUCAUCCGGUCUGACCAUAAACAGUGUUUAUUUGGGGGCAGGCAUAGGGAGGGGGGAUAGUUUGGGCAAAGGGUGGGUAUGGGAACACAGGGAAAGGGAUACUUUGAGAUAUCAUGAAAUAAAACCCAGAGGUAUUUGGUUUAUUUAAUUUUGAAAGGAGACUGCAGAGAAAGAGCCCAGAAUGGCCUGUUUUAUAGUUAAAUGAAUAAAGAAGUAAGCAUUACUAUAUAUUAUCAUGGGGAAAAAUUGGCCAGCUUGCUUUUUAUCCCAAGGUAUGGAACUUUUGUUUUCAAAAUAUGAUUCAAAAUUCCUGUUGGUUUUUUUUUGUGCCAAGGUAAAGUGGAGAAGUUAGGUGAAUGCAAGGAGUUAAUUUGUGUUAUGAUGAUGUGUUUUUAAAGGUUGCACUAUCUUAAUGUUUAAAAUAUAUAUAAGGGAACUGUUUUAUGUGACAUUCUUCUGUAUAUUGUCUUUUCACCUGUGGAUUAUUAUCAGGUCUGAGGAAUACCCUGGAGUGUGCCCCAUAAUUGUGCAAGAAAAGUUGUUUGGGGAUGUAGCCUAACAUGCCAACUUACAUAAAUCAAGGAAGUUAUUAUUGUAGGAAUUUGCAUCAGAUAGCAGUGUUUCACUGAAGCAUUUGGAGACUUUUGGAUGGAAGAUGGGAAAUACUAAGUUUCAGCAUUUCUGUAUUGUUGAGUUACACUGCUAGUCUUAGGCUGCAUGUUUGAUUAAAAAUGAACCUGACACAUGAAUUUAUGCAUCCAGUAUCAUGCAGCUUCCCUUGUCCUGCAGCAGUGGAGUUUCUUUAGUAACUUAGACUUUUUUUCACUGUAGCAUGAAUUAUACUCAGAUACAUACAUUAUUUUAUGCAAUAAAUUGUUUAAAAUGUAAGGUGGUUAUUUUUAACACUAUUGAAAUAAUGUGACUUCUCAGUAUAUUCCCAUCUUCUCUCUCCUUUCCUAGACAGUUCAAUUCAAUCCUGAACAGCUGGUCAGCACUCGAGAGGCUCUCAGUGGUCACUCCCCAUGGAGCCUCCCAGCCUAAGUGUGUGAGUGAUGCUGGCAGUGGCUUCAUGUGUAGAAAGGCCCUGAAUUGACAAAAGAACACCACAUUGCUGAGCAUGACAAUAAGCCAUUGCACUUCACUAGUACUGGCUCAGCAUUCCUGGAAGAAUGCAAACUCCUAAGGGAGUUCAUUCAGCCUUUGCAGUGGUGGCCAGAACUGGACAGUCAGUUAUAAAACAGUACAAGGUAGAGAAGCAGCUCUAAAAGCACAGGAUAAAAAGCACAACAUGCAGUUAAAAUGCAACUAGAAACAAAUUUUAAAUAUUGUUUUAAUAUUCCUGAUAUUUACGAAUAUUUGUUCUUGUGUAAAAUGAAUAACUUUCUUUUGCAGAAGUAGGCAUCUGGCUUUAAUAAUAGCACGAGCCAAUGAGUCCAUAAUACCGAAUGAUGGGAGGGCUUAUCUGUAGCAAAAGCCUGUUCUAUGUGGGUUAGGUUCCUUUGGCCUCUGCAUGUAACAAAAUGGAAUGGAAUGGUGACUCUGAUCUCUCUAGUUUUACUGCCAAAUAACACAGGUGUGUUUGAGUCUGUCUGUGGGUCACUGAGGUAAUUUGUCAGUGAGGUGCCUUUGUGCUGUUGGCUGAGAGCUGGAGAGACUAUUCCGAACUACAAGUCCUGUUUGCUGCCCUCUGCUCUUUCUGCUUCUUCUCUUAGUAGGUUUCUGGUUUCUGUUUUGUUUUGAGGAUGGACUCUUUGUUGGUUUUAUUCAUUUCACCUAGUAAUAGCCACAGAACUAGUCAAAAUCUCAAGAGAGAGAACAAAGGUGGGCAAUAGUUGGUUGGCGCUCAUACUGCAGAGUGUGUCUGAAAAUAUGUUCACUAAGAGUCCAGUGGUAAUCUUAAGACUGAGCAGAGCCCUGGGAGCCUUGACUCAAAACCAGAGCCUCCUAACCUCUCAGCUCAUUGCCUGUAUCACAAGCCUGUGCUUGAAGGAAACUGGGAAUCUUUAUGGCAUGAAGCCCAUCUCACCCUGUCAGGGGAAGAUUAGGAAGUCCUUGUCCCAGUCAGAAUCUGAUUGGUGGAGGUUUGGAGUAGAUUAUUGGUCAGGUGUCCCCUGACAAGAUUAGCUAAUUAUAUCAUUCCAAACCUUGCCUGCAAUUUUGGCAAAGUAGGUGGACCCACCACACAACUAGCUCAAAAUGUUCUUACAAUCCUUAACUUCCCUACCUGCUGCAAGAAUGACCUAAGGUCAAAAACUUGUCAAUUCCUAGUCACUUUGCAAGUAUAUGAAUGUUUUUCAGAUGUUCAUAUAAUUGGAAGAACAAUGAUUUAAUUCAAAUAAAUUUAAUCAUCCUUCAAAAGAAGGUUCCUCCCAUUAGGCCACUCUAGAGAAUUGCCCUUUAAAUUAAAUAGUUAUUUAAAGACAGAGAAACAUACAAAACUAUGACUUGAAAGGUCUUGAGGCUGGACCUUAGUAAUGAAUUAGUUUAAAAGCCAAGGUCAUUAUUAAUUCACCUUGAAUGAAUAAUAAAUUUCCUUUUGACACAGGGAAAACGUGACUUAGAUCAGUAGCUCUUUCCAUACCUUGCUGGUCUAUUGUGGAAAGAGGAGUGUUUGUGAAGACGUAGCUCACAUAGUGGGGCCUAAUGUUCUAAAGGACUGUACUGUUGGAGCCCAGGGACCCAGUUUAGAAAGCAGUGAUUUAAGCAAUCAGUAAUAAUAGGUUGAUUAUUUCAAUCGAGAGCAAAGGAUUGCAUUGUUCAAAGAACAGUUGGUGGGAACUGAUACUCUGGGCAUCCAACUGUGACUUGUCCCUUGUCCCAGGGACUUCCAGGAGUACGAAACCCAACACAUGCUGAGAUCCAUUUAUAGAAAUGCAGUCUUCAGGCAUAUAUUUGCUUUUUCAGGAAGUCUAGUGUUCUUCAGACCCUGAAACAGUCCUCAGUACAAAAGAGAUUUUGCUGAACUAAUUAUGCAUUUAAAAAGUUAAAGUAUUCUUUGCAUUUCUGACCAAAAUUUAGUAUUAAAGAAGCUUAACAAGCAUGUCCUCUGUCCUCCCCAUCAUAUAUACACAAAGAUACACAGUCCACAAAAAAUUUCAAGAUAGCAGAGAAUAAUAUUUGAAACUUACAAGAUUUGUCAUGAGGAUACAUGCACAUAUAUAUCCACUAAACUUAUGGGAGAGGAACGAGGGGCCAAGAGUAAACUGGAGGACUUUUAACACCGGCACAGGAAUGUGGUACACCGAUGAGUGCAUCUUGAGCUUCUAAAUAUCUCCACUAGAUCUUCUUCACCUUUAUCUUCAUAAGAAUGAGGUGUCAACAGGCAACUACUUUUAGAAAUCUUCUCUUAUGUGAAAGAAUCCAUUCAAAUCCCCGUCUUCCUCUCAGAACCAGUAGUUUCAUCCUGAAAGGGGUAAUCCUGUAUCUUCCAUCCAAUUGCUGUUCUCUCAAGGAAGACCUUUUUAGGGUGAAUCCUGGUGUAAUGGCCUUCAGAUACUGGUCCAUAGCAAAGAGAUACACCCAUUCAGCCCCUGCUCCUCAAAAGAAAGUCCAUCCGUGCCUUGGCUACUCAGGCUCCUGCGUGUUCCUGGCGCCUCAUGUCUUGUUUGCUGUGCUGGUGCUCACUCCUUGAGGUUUGAUGCUAAGAAUGGCAACAUUCACUGAAUAUUAAUUGGUAUGCGAUUUAUUUUUCUUAAAACUUUGAAAGCUUGACAGUGUAUAAAAAAAAAAAAACCUGGGAAGAAUACUUGGUUUUUGUUCAUUUUUUUAUUUUGUCUGAGUGACUAAAAGCAGAACCAUGCCAAUGCUUGGUGCCAAGCCUUUGUACAGUGACAUACUACUCCCCAGCCUUUGUACAUACUACUCCCAGCCAAGCGUCCCAACCUUGGCUGAAGAGCAGGCAUGCAGCCUCCAAUCUUCUUCCCCUUACCUAGAUUACCACAGACAGCCUUGGCAAAUUUAGAUCAAAUUGCAGGACUUUUCAACUUGGGUGACAAGUUCACAAGUCCUCCUCCUCACUGUGAAGAACACUGUAUCUGAUAGGGGCACACCAAAGUCACAGAUUAAAAAACUUUGUUUUCAUCCCAGGUCAUGAAUGAUAGUCCCAGCAGCUUUACACUCACCUAACUUUUAGGUAUUUAAAGGAGGCCUUGCAGAGAACAGAGGUGGAUGGAAAAUGGAAAGUACUCUCCUGCCUUGAGAUAUAUCCUACACUUCAACUUAUGUUAUUGUACUACCCACAGUGCUGCAUCUUUUGCAUAUUUUAUAUUCAUGAUUUCUGCCAGGAUUAGACAGUUAUUUGCUGUUGCUGCUUUCAGGUUGACUGUGUUAGAGGUUGUCCUGAGUAGGAUGCCUUGCUAAGAAAGCACCAUCUUCCCUUCAUCCUUUUCUUUCCUUCCUCAGUGUGUGCUUAAGUAUACUGUGGUGGGCCUUGGAGCUAUACAGAGAUUAUCACUAUACAACACAUGCAUAUUAUGCGGGUCCGUGUCACUUCAGAGAGUUCUGUAUGGCAGUAGGUUUUAAGCAACCACAUGCCCUUAUGUUCUGGUGUUAGCAGACAUAAGAGCUGAACCCCGCCACUGCUGUACUGUGCUCCACCUUUGUUGUGCCUCACUUACAAUGGUGCUUCUUCAGCUGUCUUUUCCUAUGUUUUUAUUUGUAAGGUGCUGUAUAUAACUUGAAUAUAUUAUGCACAUAUCCUACCCAAUGGGUAGAAGAAACAUUGUUAAUAUUGUAAUAUAAUAUAUAGAUACCAAUUUUAACAGAAAUGGCAUAGAAUUUGUGAAUGCCUAUGUGCUUUGUCCUCUUUUGUAAGGAAAUUUGCAAAUGGAUGCAUACAGAUAAAAGUCUAUGUAGUUUAUUUUCCUAUUAAAUAUCAAUAUUAUAACACAAGGGAAAGAAGUCUGAACAAGCAAGCUACUUUAUGACCAGCAUAUGUAUAGCAAUUGAGAGUUGCAUCUUUGCUGUGAAAACAUUUUUAGAAAUUAAUGUUUUUUAAUUCCAUGGCUUUCUGUUUACCACUAGAUACUGCUUCUUUUCAUCUUUUAGUGCUUAGUUGGACCAGUUUUAGUUAUAGUCAGGAAAAAUGUUGAUUUUUCAACUUGUUCUAUAAAAAGACAAUUUAUGUCUAAAGAAUAAUGAUGUGUUAGACCCAAGAGAAAGUGCACAUUUUGUUAAAAUUGUAAAAAUUGCACCAAAAGUACAUGGGCCUACAGCAGACAGAGGACUUUGUUCAGUACAGAGAUAUUUAUGCUUGUGUCCUAAGUCUCCCUCUGCAUUUUCCUUUGACAAAUUGAAGCUGUGGAGCCAAUGAAAUGACAAUGGAGUUCAUAGGGAAAGAAUACCUCAGGAAAAAUGAAUCCACAUCAGAGAAGACCCCAUUCUUUGAAAAAACGUUGUUAUGAAUAGUGGGUUAUCAUUAGUAGAGAAUUAGCUAUCUGCCAGCCAAGUGAAGAAUCUUAACAUUCAUUCCUUUUGGUGUCUCAUGGUGAUCUUGAUCCAAGAAAUAAACUAAGUUUGGCCACUGGUUAGGGAUUAUGUUUGGAGUUGCAUGCUGUGUCUCCCCUCUCUUACACAAGUGUCUGCUUCCAGCUCAGUUUUUAGUGUCUGACUGUGACUUCUGCAUUUUUCAAAUAUCCUAAUAUAUAUUUUAAAACCCUAUAACAGCAUGUUCACUAAACCACUGUUGAAUCAUGUGUGUGAGCAUCCUUUCCAGUGUGGUCCAUAAAGGCCAUCAGUGAAAUUUUACCCAUUUGAUAUAUAUUUCCAGUGUAUUCUGUUACUCAAGGAUAUUAAUUCUAAUAAAUUCCAUGGUUUUUAUUUGCUCCAUGGUUUAUGUUCUGAUUCUGAAAAAUCACAAUAAGAGCAUACCCUUUUCCUCCAGAAAGCAAAUUUUUACCAAUUAUUCUUAAACUGAAAAUGCUUGUACAACACAACUCAAUGCCGAACGGACUAAAAGUCAGCCCUUCUUUUAUUAUGUAUUUUUGGGAGGACCAUGGAAAGAUCAUUAUCUUGUGUGCUCCCCAUCCGUCCAGCCCCACUGUCUGCCCCAUCUUAUACUGUAGGGCUCCCCUGUGAUUCAAUAUUAUGAACAAAGGCUCAUUACUGCUAGGAACAACACCCUUACCCACCCUGGUUUGAUCUUCUGGAAGGACUGUUGAGCAGGUAUAAUCAGAGAAUGUUUUGGUCUCAGAGGUACUAAAAUUUGUUACCACACUGUUGUUUUCUUUCUACAGAUCUAAUUGAGAUUUAAACUUUACUGUUUAUCAUACUGGUUUAUUUUAAUAUGCUUAUUGGUAUAUUGCUACUUUUCAUUUCAUGGCUUUCAAAAAUCACAUUUUCUACUUGUAUACUUGUCUAGUUUAAAGCUCUUUUAAAAUAUGUAAUACUAUUCACAGUAUUUAGUUCAUUUAAUUUUUUAUUAUAAAGCAGCCUACUUAAAAAUACAAGUUCAAUUGUAUUUGAACUUUUCAAUUGUUGUUCAUGUGAACUAUGAUAAUCAGAAGUCAUUAAAGGAUUUUUUAACAGCAUUUGUGCUUACUUUUCAACACAAUUCCCGGUUAUAUACAAAAAAAAGUUUCCAACUGUUGUGUAUCUGCUUCUUUUUAACUGAGCAAUGGUGAUGUAGUUCUUAGACCUAAGGUCUGUAAUUGUAAUGCUCUUAAAGAAAGAUGUUGCUCUAAGUGCUGCUAAAGUUAUUAAAUCAGCUUUUUCUGCUUGUUCUUAAUGCUGUGGUCAAACCACAGCACAAAAUUAUUAAAAGUAAUCAGUGAUAUA